AUGGUCAAGAAAUACAAGAUAACCUACACUACGGAGGGAUCAGAGGCGUCCCCUAAGACAGGCCACAUAGAUUCCUUCUUCCUCCAGUUCCGCAUCAAAGAUCUGGCAGAUACAGUCUUCGUAGGAUGGGCAGUCGAAGUACUAGGCGAUAUUGGCGACAACGUGACAAAGGAGAGUUACUUCCCUCAAGAUGAUGGAGAAGCGGUGGAAAUCGACGCGAAUACAAAGAUCGAGACCACCCAUACGAACGAUCUGGAACUUAUCGGAAUGAUCGCAUUUAUCCAAGAGUGGCUGCGUAGCGGAAAACAAUGGGAGUUCAAAUCCAUCGAUGUCAAGAGCCAUGAAGAACUCGUGGAGAUUCAGCGCAAGAACGGAGGAGCUACACGUACAUAUGCCAAAGCUGAGGAUGAAGUAGACGACGAAGAUAUUGACCGAGGGUACGAGGGGUGGGUCACGCCAGGACUGUAUAAAGCGAUUGAAAGAGCUUACGAUUCCGCAUACAGAAAGGAAGCCAGAAUCCAGCAUGAGGAGUCCCAAAACGUUCGCCGCGUACGAUAUUAUGCAAUGAUUGAUGGUCACAGGCAGCCGGUGAUUGGCCGCACGAACUCCGAUCGUGUUUUUGCGAAUAUCAACAACAUCAACGACGAUAUCAAAAAAAGAGACCCAAGUACCAAAUGUCUUUGGGAAAUCUUGGACUGUCCGUUCAAAGACUACGAAGAACUCAUCGAAGAACAGAGAUGUGAUGGAGGAUGUAUAAGAGCGCGCAAAAAGGGCAAGGACUAUGGCGACAAGAAUGACGAUAUUCACAGAGUUGACGAGAAAUGGUACAGAGAGGAAAACCCUGAUUAUUCAGGAUCAGAAUCGGAGGACGACGAAGAAGAUUACUUUGAAGAAUGCUAUGAAGGAACAUGGUCAACUAGGGAUCUGCUCAUCGCACAAGACAAGGCCGCGAAGAAAGCUGAUUGGUUUCCUAGUCGUCUCCGACUGGAGAAUGUCAGCAAGAAGACGCAGCCUUCUACAGAGAAAAAAGGCCUCAAAAAGGAGAGCAGCAACCGUAAAGAGGAAGGAGAGCAGCACGUCCUUUGGUGGAUGAAGCGUCAAGGGUGA
Messenger RNA from Alternaria conjuncta, 1107 nucleotides. RefSeq lists its product as uncharacterized. The coding region runs from base 1 to 1107 and encodes 368 amino acids. The record is from RefSeq and is a predicted model, not a curated record. The transcript is spliced from 4 exons. Lineage: Eukaryota; Fungi; Ascomycota; Dothideomycetes; Pleosporales; Pleosporaceae.